UCUUAAUUCUAAUUUAAUCAAAGUUUAAUUAGACUUGAAGAUUAUCAUUCACAAGUUUAAAACUGAUUUGAUCAACUAUCAAAUAGAUUCCCAUUGAUUAAUGAUCUCUGUUGACUUUAAUUAAAUAAGUAGACAAAAGUUUCUUAGUUAAUUAGCCUAGAAAAGGACUUUCAAUCACAAUUAGAUUAAUUUAAUCAUCGCUAUUAGAUUAACUUUAAUUGUUAGAGUGUUUCAUUUGUUUCAAGUCACAAAAUCAAUGAGCAAUAACUAAAUUGUCACGUUUAAUUUAUUAAAACGUUAAUAAUGAUGACGAUUAGUUGUAAUUGUGAUACAAACAAAAUGAUUAAAAAAAAGCAGAGAGAAAACAAUUAACUGAUUCAUUGAUUUGAGGUCAAAAAUUUGGACCGAAAGUGAAACUUAAUGACCAACGGUCAAGCAAAUCAAACCUAAUGAGAGGACUUAAGAAAACAUCACAAUAAUCAUCAUCUAAUGAUAAUAGUUACAAUAACAUGGAACAUGGCUCAUGACAGAAUCUAUUUCAAUAUAACUCAACCAUUGAAUUCAUUGAGACUGAACUUUUUUCCCUGACGCAUGAAUUUCUCGUAACAUUUAUCAUGAAAGAAUAGUUCAUUAAAUGUUUACCAUUAGACUUGAGGAGAACAGGAAAGUUUUUCAUUUCUUUCACCGUUGAGAUUAAAUUGUCAAUCAAUUAGAUUACAAUUGGAAAAAAAAAUCGAAAAUGAUACAAAUCCAACAAUUAAAAUAAAGUGAAUUGUUUGAUUGUAUCGAUAUACAAACGAUAAUAAUAAACCAAAUUGUUGUCAGUUCAAUUGUUUACGAUAAUAUUUCAUCAUGGAUUUAAUUUGCUGUGUGAUUAUAAUCGUUUGAUUGAUUGUGACAGUUUAAAUUGUUGGUGUCAAAUCAUCGUCCACAUUAUGGAUAAGACCAGAUUCAUUUCUGAUUCAUCGUCAUCAUCUUCAUCCGUUUCGACGGUUAAAAAUACUUCCACUUCCGUUCUAGCUUCAUCGCCGACAUCACUUCCCUCUGAGGAAAUCGAUGAAUCUGGAAUUUAUCAAAUUCCACCUUUAUUAAUUAUCUUUCUAACGGUAAUGUAUCUACUUGUAUCACUUUCUGCAAUCAUUGGUAAUUCAAUGGUUCUUUGGAUUGUAAUCAAUUCCAAGCGAAUGAGAAACGUAACCAACUUUUUCAUCGCCAAUUUGGCCGUUGCCGAUCUGGUCAUUGCUUCCCUUGUAGUACCCUUCCAAUUCCAGGCCGCUUUACUUCAACGUUGGGUAUUACCCAUUUUCAUGUGCUCUCUUUGCCCAACUGCACAAGUGAUCUCCGUUAAUGUGUCCAUAUUUACCUUAGUCGCCAUCUCACUUGACCGUCAUCAUGCAGUAACCCGACCAUUGGCCACCCGAAUGUACAAGAAAAGUGCCUUAUACAUAAUCGCCUUCAUCUGGUUAAUAUCAUUCUUACUCGCAGCUCCAAACGCUAUCAACUGGGAGGUUCGUUACCUUUGGUCACAUCAAACGUCUAAUUAUACCGAACCUUUUUGCGACAUUUACAAUCUACCACGGGACUUUUGGCGACUUUAUAACCACUUCCUAGUGGCCCUACAAUAUUUUAUUCCGCUUUUCAUAAUCUCUUUUGCUUAUAUUCACAUGGCGGUUAUUUUAAGUAAAGUCGACGCAACAACCGCUAAGCGAAACGACUACACGAGAGCCCUUCAGAAUAAAAGAAGAGUGAUUAAAAUGCUGUUCAUUGUGGUUGCACUUUUUGCAAUUUGCUGGUUACCAUUUCAAUUGUAUAAUAUCCUUCAAGAAAUUUAUCCAUCCAUAAAUACAUAUAAAUAUAUUAACCUGAUCUGGUUUGGUUGCCAUUGGCUCUCAAUGUCCAAUUCUUGUUACAAUCCCUUCAUAUACGCAAUUUAUGGGGAAAGAUUCAAAGCUGAAUUCGUGGCGAGGUUCAGAAUUUGUCGGGUUCUUCGUAAAUGUAUGGUGGUCAAUGAUAAAUCGACGAACGGACUGACCUACAGUUUUACCGGUCGCAAAUUUGCCGAUACAAGUAUCUAUCGAAAAUCAAUUGGAUCGAGUGCUGUUGCUGAAUAAUCAACUGUUAAUUGUGUUAAUUAACAAAUUGUUCAUCUGCGACUAAAGUUACCUGAUGAUUUGCGGUUACAAUGGUAAUCACAAUCAAUGAGAAAAUGAAUUGAAACUCAUUUUCUCCAAAGGUAUUUCAUUGAAAAUCAAUUUAAAUUAAUUUGAUAGAUUAUAUUUUCUAAAUCAAUUGUGAUCUAAUUUCACAAUUUGUCAACAAUUUAAAGCACACAAACAACAAUCAUUUUUAGCUUAUUCUUUUACCCUCCAAUCUAAAUCAGCCUCGUUUUAAUUACAACUUGUAAUUAUCUUUGAUGAUUUUAAAAAUGAUUAACUCAUUUUUUGUUUCUCCUUUGAUUAAAUUGUACCGUUAAUUUACUCGAGAAUCAUGUUGAUUAGAUGAUUUCAAAUGAACUCACAAAUUCACUGUAAAUACUGUUAAUUAACCAUCUAAUUGUAAUUAAAUCUGUGAUUUUAACAUCACUUCAAGUUCCUAACGAGAAGCAAAAAACUCAUUUCAAAUGAACUUUUUUUGUUUCUUUCUAAUAAAACAAAACUAAUCAAAACUUAA
Molecule: messenger RNA, 2670 nt
Organism: Panonychus citri (citrus red mite)
Lineage: Eukaryota; Metazoa; Arthropoda; Arachnida; Trombidiformes; Tetranychidae
Product: RYamide receptor-like
Exons: 4
Coding region: 936-2111 (391 amino acids)
Biological process (GO): G protein-coupled receptor signaling pathway
Cellular component (GO): membrane
Molecular function (GO): neuropeptide Y receptor activity
Source: RefSeq, a predicted model, not a curated record